Molecule: messenger RNA, 1311 nt
Organism: Pseudocercospora fijiensis CIRAD86
Lineage: Eukaryota; Fungi; Ascomycota; Dothideomycetes; Mycosphaerellales; Mycosphaerellaceae
Exons: 2
Coding region: 1-1311 (436 amino acids)
Biological process (GO): proteolysis
Molecular function (GO): aspartic-type endopeptidase activity
Source: RefSeq, a predicted model, not a curated record
AUGAAGGCCGCAGUACUCCUCUCACUUGGCGCUCUUGCGCUUGCCGCUCCCACUCAAGACGAGAGCCAAGGCACCAAGAUUCCAUUUUCCAGGAAGAGACACCAACAUGUCAAGAAGUCAGAUGGUGCCAUCGACCUUGACUGGUUCAUGGGAACGCUGAAAUACACAAUUCUCAAGUACAACAAGAAUUUUGCUCUGCCGGACAUCGUCGACAAGGCCAACCUGAUCCUGAAGAGAGAUACGAAUGCAGAGGAGAAGCUCACAGAUUUCACCGAGGGCCAAGAAGAUGAGCUCUACUAUGGUGCAGGCACUGUCGGCUCUGCCAACCAGGUCUUCCAAUUCGACUUCGACACUGGUUCGUCGGACACCUUCGUCCCAGGACCAAAGUGCGGCACAGCACAGGGCUGCUCGGGAAGCACAAAAUACAAUCAAGGCGGACAGGACGAGCAUAAUACCACUACUGUCACCUACGGCUCUGGUCAAGUUUCUGGCGAGAACUACUUCGACAGCGUGACCGUUGCCGGUCUGACCGCCACCCACCAAAAUAUCAUCUCCCUGACACAAGCUCAAGGCUUCUCCGGCACAGGAUCUGACUCCCUGAUGGGCAUGGCUUUCCAAUCCAUCGCCAACAGCAAACAGCCACCCUUCUUCUUCACCCUCAUCAACCAGAACAAGGUCAACCCAACCGAAUUCUCCUUCUACCUCGGGCGCCAAAAGUCCGGCACUACCGGUCUUUCAGAAAUGACUCUCGGUGGUCGUGACUCCAGCCGCUACACCGGAGCCUUUACUCCAGUUCCAGUCACAAGCCAGACUUACUGGCAAGUCGCCAUCGACGGCGCCACAGUCGGCUCCAACCCAACUCUCCCCACAACCCAAGGCCAAGCCGCAAUCGACACCGGCACAACCCUCAUCAUCGCCCCAACGCUUGCCGCAGCCUCCAUCUUCGCCCAAAUCCCAGGCUCCAUCCCCCUCCCUCUCGGCGUCGGUGUCCCACUCAUCACCCUCUUCGCAUACCCCUGCGCCUCGAACCCGAAGGUCGCUUUGAAAUUCGCCGGCAAGAAUUUCGCUAUCAACCCCUUGGACUUCAACUUUGGUACUGUCACUGAGGAUAUAGCUCUCGACCUCGGAAUCGAUCUCAGCGCACUUACCAACCAGUUUUGCAUUGCUGGAAUUGCUGGUGCGGAUCUUGAUCCUACUGAGGAGCUUUAUGUCGUUGGUGAUACGUUCCUCAAGAACUGGUAUAGCACGUAUCAGUAUGUUAACCCGCAGAAGGCUUUUGUGAAUUUUGCUGCGGCGAAGGGGAAUCAAUAG